This is a messenger RNA of Durusdinium trenchii, 762 nucleotides long. The record is from the annotation of a GenBank genome assembly. Lineage: Eukaryota; Dinophyceae; Suessiales; Symbiodiniaceae.
AUGCUAAUGCGUCAAAAUCGUUUCUUACGUUUGGGGGGUGUUUUUGUUGACCCCUGCAAAGCAGCGGAGAUUCCAUCGAUGUCGGCAGAGAAGAAGCGUCGCUUGGAUGCGCUGCUGCCGGUCUUUGAAGAGUUGGAGGACUUGGCGCAUCGGGGUCGCCAGCUUUGUCAGCGCAGAGUCGAAGCGAAGACUUGCGAUGGAGCUCCACUGGAGGAGAUCUGUCACUUCGCCCAGCGCUUGCGCCUGGCAGCGCCGGCCAACUUCCCCUUGGACGCACGCACCGGGCUGCCGGCCGCGCACCACCUUCCGAAAGGCUUCACGCUGCCAUGGCCCAGCUUGGAGGAAGAGAUGCCGAAAGCCAUGGCCUUGGCUUCAGGCCUGAAGCGGGUCCCGCCCCCACAGGCCCUCCUGGAACGGAGCAGCGGUGUGCCGGGCGCUGCUUGGGCAGUGCAGCUGAGGCCCAUCGCCCCGGCCAGCGCCGUGCUGUUCACCGUGGACGGCUCGCUGCCGCGCGUGGGAUCCGCGAGCACCAUGCGCGCGAGCGAGGCGCCUGUGCUUUUGGCCGAGGGAGGGCAAGUCUUUGCUGUGGCUGCAGCACCUGGCAAGCAUUUGUCCGAUGUGGUCACCGUGAAAACGCCCAUGGCAAAGGAUCAACGGGAACCGCCCGCUGCUCCCGUCGGAGUUGCCACCAAAAAGGUACAGAAACGACGUUCUUCCAGCUUUCGAAGCAACUUGCUGUUGGCGGAGUCUGAUGAGGAUUGA